ACGGUCGCCUCCGGGGCGGGACGUUGCGAGAGCGGCGCGCUCAUGCACAGUUUCGGCAUCUUCCUACAGGGGCUGCUCGGCGUCGUGGCCUUCAGCACGUUGAUGCUCAAACGCUUCAGAGAACCAAAGCAUGAAAGACGUCCGUGGAGGAUAUGGUUUUUAGACACUUCCAAACAAGCCAUAGGGAUGCUGUUCAUCCACUUUGCAAAUGUGUACCUAGCAGAUCUCACUGAAGAGGACCCUUGUUCACUGUACCUCAUCAACUUUCUCCUGGAUGCCACCGUGGGCAUGCUGCUCAUCUACGUGGGCGUGCGUGCUGUCAGUGUCCUGGUGGAGUGGCAGCAGUGGGAAUCCCUGCGCUUUGGCGAAUAUGGAGACCCUCUGCAGUGUGGUGCCUGGGCUGGGCAGUGCGCCCUUUACAUCGUGAUUAUGAUCUUUGAAAAGUCUGUUGUCUUCAUCGUACUCCUCAUACUUCAGUGGAAAAAGGUGGCCCUAUUGAAUCCCAUUGAAAACCCAGACCUGAAACUGGCCAUCGUCAUGCUGAUCGUUCCCUUCUUUGUCAACGCGUUGAUGUUUUGGGUAGUAGACAAUUUUCUCAUGAGAAAAGGGAAGACGAAAGCUAAACGAGAAGAGAGAGGAGCAAACCAGGACUCCAGGAAUGGGAGCAAGGUCCGCUACCGAAGGGCUGCAUCCCAUGAGGAGUCUGAAUCUGAGAUCCUGAUCUCAGCUGAUGACGAGAUGGAGGAGUCCAACGUGGAGGAGGACCUCCGCAGACUGACACCCCUCAAACCUGGGAAGAAAAAGAAGCACCGCUUCGGGCUGCCUGUAUGACACAUUCCAAUGCUGGGGGUGACAGAUUUGGAGCCCAGCCAGCUGCUUUGUCAGCAGACGGUCACCCCACAGCAUCAGCCCUUCCUUCUCUCUCUGCCCCUCCUCUUCUACCUCCACUCCUGCUGCUGUCUCUGCCCUCUCCACCCACUCCCAGACUACCGUGACUUAAACAGAGGGAAGAAGAACCAGUGCCCCAGUUGGCUGUGGGCAGCCGUAGGUCCCCCGCUCAGUUGCACUACAAACACUGACCAAAUAUGCAAGCCGAGAGCUUUGUUUGUUUGUUGUUGUCCUGAACAGUGCUGUGAAGGAUCCCAAAGCCCCUGUCCUGUGUCUGACUGGGUGACAUGGUAGAAAACAGGUAUGCACGGACUGUGGGUAGAUCCUCUCAGUGAGGCUGCCGGAAGUGUGGACACAUGACAUGCUAGGGACUGAAAGUCACUUGCUGACCAAGUUGGAGCUGGAAUGCUUUCUUACUCAAAAUGGCUUUUGUAACUUGAUUUCUAAAGCCGAUUUUAUGAGCUGUGACAGUGUUACUGUUUUUUGAGUAUGUGUUUAUUCCUACAAAAUACCUAUGGGAUUAGUGGGCAAAACACAUUUUUAAGUCUUCCGUAUACUGUUCAACUUUUAUACUUUUAAGUUAUAUUUUCAUACUGUUGUAUUUAAAAACUUUUUAAUCCCCAAAGAAAUGGAUUUGUUUGCCUUUCAUGGGGUGUAAGCUGGUGGGAGGAAGAAGUCGGGAGUUUUUACUUGGAAUAUUGUUAGGUAAUUUUCAGUGAUGAGUCAAGAUAAGAUUCAGGAGGGGUGGGUGGUCAACAUUUAGGUGGAACCAGAAACCCAGUGGUAUGUAAAGGUCAGGCCUGAGCAGGAGGCAGCUGAUUCAGAGCUCUUUGGCAUCUAUUUGUGCUGGCACAUUACAGGUGUUAGUUAAUUUUGGCUGAGAAAGGAGACUUAAAGUUAGAUCUUGUGUCCAGAUCUUGGAAUCCAGACUUCCGGGCUGUUUGUGUUUUUUCUUUGCCCUGGUACCUGUCAGCUGCUGUCAUUUGCUCAUUUGCACAGCAAUCUGGAGGACGCCCGCCUGGCCAAGUGAGUCUCUUCCCAUACCCUCCAAAGCUGUGAGUGGACUAACAGGGCAGGCAGAGAUCAGAGAGUUCCCUGUCUAAAUUCAUAGCAGCACCAGGUGCUUCUAGGCUAUGUCCCCCACUUGGAUGGUGGCACCUACUCAGCAUGGCCACAAGCCCCUCUGAGAGUUUGCCGAAUGUGGUGGAGUGGGCUGAGCCCAGCACAUCCCUGCUGUGGAAGCAACAUGUUGGAGUUUGUCAAGCCAUGAACAUGUAGGAAAAAGAAACCUCACCCACUGCAGUAUGGACAGGAAGACAGGGGCAGUGAAGACCACUCCAUGCAUCCUUCUUUUUAAACCUGUGUGUUUACUUAACCAUCAUGGGUCUGAAUAUGCAUGGAUGGUUGAGCCAAGCUGUUAAACCAGGCCUAUAGGACGGCCCACUUCUGCUCACAGCUCUGCUUGUCCUAGAUAGAGGAGCACACCUGGGAAAGCCCUCUCAGUCUGUCUUCCUCUAGGAAUGCAGAGACACCACUGAGGCUGAGGACUAGAUGUGCAGUAGGAGUUGACUUAGCUAGCGUGGCCGUCAUGACCAUAGAGAGGAGAGGCUGGCAGUGAGGAAGACGUGCAGUCCAUCUUGAGUCCUGCAGGGCUCCUGCUCUUGUUUGUACCUUUACCUCCCAUCUCAUAGCUGUGGUCUUUCCCUACCCCUCUCCAGUGGGGCUCUGCUGACUCCCCUUUAGGAGAAUCAGGACUGACACUCCUGGUGAGCCCGUCAGUCCCUAAUGGUACCAGUGACUCUUCUCCUCUCUUCCGCCUUCCUAUUUCAGUGGUUGGACGACCUGUGGAGCUGUCUCUGCCACCUUCCUGGAUCCCAUAGCCUUAUAUUCAGUUGUGAGCUCCUAGUGUUUCCAAACCAGGCACAGAAGUUGGGGAACUCAAGUCUGAAAAAUGGGAACUCCACGUUGUGCUGACCUCAGAUGACCUACCCCUAAGCUCAUCCCAGCUCCUACUGAGCAGUAGGAAUGAAAGACAAAGAGGCAGUGAGAGCGGGGCAUUCCCUGAGGCUGGAGAUAUGGAGCUGGCUCAGCAGGGAUGGAGGUCUAAUAGAGUCCCAUCACAAGGGGCCACCUGGAAUGCAGGCUUGGACAGUGUGGCAUCAUGUGUUUGGCUUUGACUUCUUCCCGUGUGAGUGUUUGUACCUGCACCCACAUGUGCACACACACACACCUGCUGCAGGAGAGCUUCCACUAGUCACUGGGUCCCCUUGUGUGGUGCACUGUCCCAUGCACAUGUCCAGGUAGAGGCAGGGCUGUGAUCAGGACAUCCUCCUGAGCUGUCUUUCCCUGGGGUAAGUUUCCUCACCACCUGCUCCAACGUGCCUUAGGAGGUGCAGCCCUUCACCGGCCGAAGGCAGGCAUCACCAUGCUUGAGAAGCAAUGGGAUACCGAGGGAUAUCGUGUGCUGUUAAUCUGAUUGGUCCAAGUCUGGACUUUGAUCAAGUCACCAUGAUGGAAGCUUGCAAGUCAAGGUUAUGAAAAAGUUUCUUGUAACUAAUAAACCGAUGAGAAGGAACUGUCAUCUAACUGGAAGAGAUGGUUAUUGUUGUUAUUUCCUUUUGCUGUCAAUAGGACAUUGACAAUGGCAGGGGUGGUGAGAUCAUGGGUGGCAGUGGUUUCUCAAUCUGAAUACCCUGAAUAUGUGCAUUGUGAGUCUGUGGCCCCUCAGUCCUCAAGCAGGCUGGUGGCCUCCUGCCUCAAACUUUACCUCUUGCCCUAUCUGGCAACAGGGAGUCAUAGGUUAAUGGCAUCUGUUUCUUCACGUAAAAUAAAAAGACUCAAAUGCAAGUUGACUUCCCCUCAGCCUGGGGACACACUGAUGGCUGCCCCAGGAUCCUCCCCGCCACUGCAAUGUGGCCCUGUGAGCUUCCUGCUGGUCUGACAAAGCAACAACCUUCUAGGGUAUGGAGCUGACUCUUUGAAGUUUCACACACUACCAGCUAAGUGGCAGAGCUCUGUUUUACCCUGUAAGACAUUGGCAGCCAUAAGAGUUGUUACUUUUGGUGACCAACUUUUUGGUCUGACCAGCUUUGAGCACCUUGAGAUCCUGGAUAGGCAGGUAGGUUGGUUGGCUGGUUGGUUGGUUCGGUUGUUUUACAUUGAUUUUUCUUUUCAUGAAGUUUACUAGAAGUCGGACAUGAGGAAAAAACUGCCCACCUCAGCUGCCAUCCAGUGAUGUUGUCACAGAAAAACAUACUUAAGAUGAAAGGGAAGAUGAUAUAAUUUCAUUGUAAAAUGGUUUACAAUAAAGUUUGACAGCUUAUUACAGUUUUUUUUUGUUUGUU
Molecule: messenger RNA, 4232 nt
Organism: Fukomys damarensis (Damara mole-rat)
Lineage: Eukaryota; Metazoa; Chordata; Mammalia; Rodentia; Bathyergidae
Product: store-operated calcium entry regulator STIMATE
Exons: 8
Biological process (GO): activation of store-operated calcium channel activity
Cellular component (GO): cortical endoplasmic reticulum; membrane
Molecular function (GO): calcium channel regulator activity
Source: RefSeq, a predicted model, not a curated record